GCAGGACUAGGGCUGAGAGAGUCUCCGGCUGUCACGGGCGUCCCAGCCAGGAUGGAGGAGAGGCUGUAUGCAGGGGGGGAGGAUUAUGCCAAAGAGUUCGACCCCCAGGAUUACUUACGCACGUACUAUGCCUUCGACUCUGGCACCAUGGCCGAAAACGAAAUCCUAAAAUUUAACCUGGAAAACCUUUUCCAGACCUUCUCUGAAGGGGGCGUGGCGGGCGACCUCCUCAUCGACAUUGGCACGGGCCCGACCAUCUACCAGCUGCUGUCGGCCUGCGAGGCCUUCCGGGAGAUCAUCGUCUCCGACUACACGGAGCAGAACCUCCAGGAGCUGCGCAAGUGGCUGGGCCAGGAGCCGGGUGCCUACGACUGGUCCCCCGCCGUGCAGUACGUGUGCGAGCUGGAGGGAGACAGGAGCAAGUGGCGGGAGAAGGAGGCCCGGCUGCGGGGCGCCGUGUCCCAGCUGCUGCACUGCGACGUGCUGCGGGAGCAGCCGCUGGGCAGCGCGCAGGUGCGGCCGGCCGACUGCGUGCUGACGCUGCUGGCGCUGGAGAGCGCCUGCCCCGACGUAGCCGCCUACCGCGCGGCCGUGCGCGCGCUGGUGGGCCUGCUGCGCCCCGGCGGCCACCUGGUCUGCAUGGCCGCCCUGCGCUCCCAGUUCUACAGGGUGGGCCCCAAGAAGUUCUUCGGGCUCUACCUGGAGAAGGAGACGGUGGAGCAGGCGCUGCGGGAUGCCGGCUGCCGGGUGCUGCGCUGCGCCCACCGCCCCAUGAGCUACUCCGAGGGCUACUCCAUCAACGAGGGCGUCUGCUUCGUGGUGGCCCGCAAGGAGCCCUGAAGCGUGAGGGGGGCGUCCUCGGUCCCACUCCAGUCCCCCCUGCAUCCCCGAGGCAGCUGGAGCCUGGACGCCACCCCUUCGUUCCUGGCAGGUGGAAAGCAGGGGUCUCCCUGCACCCCGGGAUCGCCCCGGGAUCCCUGCACGCGGGAUCCCUGCAUCGCUUGUGCCUCCUGCAGCAAAGAGCAGCGAAAUAAACCGCUCCGCUGGAUUGGGGUCUCCCCAAAGGCAGAGCCCGAG
Molecule: messenger RNA, 1077 nt
Organism: Sorex araneus (European shrew)
Lineage: Eukaryota; Metazoa; Chordata; Mammalia; Eulipotyphla; Soricidae
Product: indolethylamine N-methyltransferase-like
Exons: 3
Coding region: 52-840 (262 amino acids)
Cellular component (GO): cytosol
Molecular function (GO): N-methyltransferase activity; amine N-methyltransferase activity
Source: RefSeq, a predicted model, not a curated record